Fusarium coffeatum is the source of this 591-nucleotide messenger RNA. RefSeq lists its product as uncharacterized. The transcript has a single exon. Bases 1 to 591 code for a protein of 196 amino acids. Lineage: Eukaryota; Fungi; Ascomycota; Sordariomycetes; Hypocreales; Nectriaceae. The record is from RefSeq and is a predicted model, not a curated record.
AUGCCUGACAUCAACUCCACGCCUGCGAAUAUGUCACCGACGUCAAACUCAACUCUCAACAAGAGUGAUUCAGAAUCCUCGAAGACGGACGAUAAGAGGACAGCAAGCCACGAGGUUAUUACCCCUCCUAAAGGAGCUGAGCUUCUAAAGAAUGAUAAGACCGUACAGGAUGCUGACACUAAAGACAAGACUGAGACUGAAAAGGAUCCCGAGACCGACGAGAGCACCACGACUGGGGAGAAUGCCAAGAAUGGAAAGGGCACUGAGACCGAAGAAAACAUCAAGAUCAAAGAGGAUACCAAGAAAUCUGAUGACUCGAUCACAGAGAGUAAUAUGAUCAAUUACCUAUUUGCAAGUCACGAAGAGGCCUGUGCUCGUGUAAAACAAAGACAUCUACCGCCACCAACACCCAAGAAAUCCAGCACAAGACUGUUCGAGUCACAUCCUCUGAAUGCAACGGAAGCCUACAUUGGUUCGUCUGCUCGAGCAGACUCUUCACGUGUACAUCUGAACCUCGAUCGAUGGUACAAUAGGCCGAGGAUCCGGGAAUGGAGACGCCACGAAAGCAGCGAACGAGACCAGUGGGAAUGA